AUGGCCGCGGAUUUCAAAACUGCUGAGCCUUUGGAAUACUAUAGACAAUUUCUGAAAGAAAACAUCAGACCUGAUGGUCGAGGAUUUCACGAAUUUAGAGAAACGACAUUGAAUAUUGGUUCAAUAUCUACUGCUGAAGGGUCUGCACUUGUAAAACUUGGAAAUACAACUGUUGUUUGUGGAGUGAAAGCUGAACUUGCAGAACCUAAAUUAGAUAGUCCAAAACAAGGAUAUAUAGUUCCCAAUAUAGAUCURCCACCUCUUUGUUCGCCUCAUUUCCGACCAGGACCUCCUAAUGAGCARGCACAAGUACUUAAUCAGUUUUUUGCUGACAUUAUUACAAAUUCACAGAUGAUUAAUUUAGCAGACCUUUGUAUAGUUGAAGCAAAAUUAGUUUGGGCUUUGUAUGUUGACAUGAUCUGUCUUGAUUAUGAUGGCAAUGUCACCGAUGCAUGUAUGGUUGCAAUGUUAGCAGCAUUAAAGAACACUAGAUUAUAUGACAUUACCAUUAAUGAAGAGACAGAGACUCCAGAGCCAUCAAAGACGAGAGAUAUUGCGCUGACUCUCAAAUCAGAACCAGUUGCAUCCACUUUUGGGAUUUUUGAUGAUACUCAUCUUUAUGCUGAUCCAACUGAUGAAGAAGAAAAAAUAUCAACAGGAACAGUAACUGUUGUGGUAACAAAAGAUGAAAAACUUAUCUCUGUACAUAAACCAGGAUGCUCUCCAAUGUCCAAUGACAAACUCCAAGAAUGCUUCAAACAAGCCAUUGUACGAGCAAGAGAAGUGCACAAUCUGAUAGAGACAGCAUUUACACAGAUAGACAGGUGACAGAAAUAGUCUACCAUUAAAUUAAUCAGGACAUUGUAGAUAAUACAAGCUAAUCUGCAAACGCUAACACCAGACAGAGAUAGAACUGAUAGAAAAUUUCCCACACAAAUCUCUGUGUUCUCACACAUAUUUAUAUGAUCUUGAGCCAAAAGCUGCAACAUGAUUGGCAUCAAAUAACUAUCUAAGUGGUCCUGGUUGGAGUGCCCUCACAGUAGGUAUGUGUUCURRUACUUAAACACAGACAAACACACCAAUUCGAAGUUAGAUAGCACACAGAAGCGUCUCGGAGAUAACUCGCAUUAAGUCUUACCAAACAUAAGACAAAAGAGGCUGAAGAAUUUGAAUAUUUUAAUAAAAACAGUAUCUGAUUAGUUAUACAUUAAA
Molecule: messenger RNA, 1212 nt
Organism: Exaiptasia diaphana
Lineage: Eukaryota; Metazoa; Cnidaria; Anthozoa; Actiniaria; Aiptasiidae
Product: exosome complex component RRP43
Exons: 11
Coding region: 1-828 (275 amino acids)
Biological process (GO): TRAMP-dependent tRNA surveillance pathway; nuclear polyadenylation-dependent mRNA catabolic process; U4 snRNA 3'-end processing
Cellular component (GO): nuclear exosome (RNase complex); cytoplasmic exosome (RNase complex)
Source: RefSeq, a predicted model, not a curated record